Magnolia sinica is the source of this 2169-nucleotide messenger RNA. RefSeq names its product pentatricopeptide repeat-containing protein At4g39530-like. The transcript has a single exon. Gene Ontology annotation, molecular function: protein binding; RNA binding. The coding region runs from base 1 to 2169 and encodes 722 amino acids. The record is from RefSeq and is a predicted model, not a curated record. Gene Ontology annotation, biological process: RNA modification. Lineage: Eukaryota; Viridiplantae; Streptophyta; Magnoliopsida; Magnoliales; Magnoliaceae.
AUGCAACUCUUCAAUCAUCUCCUCAAUCUGUACUCAAAAUCACUGGAUUUCAUCAAUGCCCAGAAACUGUUCGAUGAAAUGCCUGAGAGAAACUUAGUCUCCUUUUCCGCCUUGAUUUCUGGCUAUUCCCAAUCGGCUGCUCCUCACUUGGCCUUUGAUAUUGUUCCCCAAUUGCAAAAGCAAGAUCUGAGUCCUAAUGAAUUCGUUUUCUCAAGUUUGAUCCUUGCAUGUUCGAAGCUGAAAUCAGUUGAUUAUGGGAAGCAAAUCCAUGCCCAGGUGAUAACCUCAGACUUUCAAUCGGACCUGUUUGUUAAAACAUCACUAAUUGACAUGUACUCAAAGUUUGGUGACUUGGAGUCCGCUUUUUGGAUUUUUAGUCAGUGUCCAUUUGGAGACCUGGUGAUGUAUAAUUCAAUGAUUUCUGGGCUCGUAAACUUUGGUUCUUAUAAAGAAGCAUUUGGGUUGUUCAUGGAAUUACUGUGUCAUUUUGAUUUGAAGCCGACAGAAUUUACUCUUUGUAGCGUGAUCAAGGCUUGUGUGAAUCUGGAAAUAGAGAUGGGGGAGCAAAUUCACUGUUUCAGUGUGAAGGUAGGAUUGGACAUGGAUUGUUUUGUUGGGACAGCGCUUGUUGAUAUGUAUGGCAGAUUCAGUGACAUGGGAAGUUCGGAAAUGGUUUUUGAGAGCAUCUUAUGGGUUGAUCUUGCUUUGUACAAUGCGAUGAUUGUUGGGUUUUCACAGAACAGUCUUGAUGAAUUUGCAUUGGAGUUUUUCAAAGAAUUGAAGUUGGAAGGCUUCAGACCAAAUGAGUGUACCUUUUCAAGUGUUCUUAAAGCAUGUAGUGGUAUAAAAUGUUUGAAUUUGGGGAGAAUUCUUCAUGGAGUUGUAGAGAAAUCUGAGUUUAAGGGAGAUUUGGUGGUUACUACUGCUUUGAUUGAUAUGUACAUGAAAUGCGGGUGUGUUCAAGUGAGUUGUAGAUUGUUUGACAGCAUUUUGGAAAGAAAUACCAUUUUGUAUAAUUCGAUGAUACAUGGACAUGGGAAAAAUGGGAAUUUUGAUGAGGCAAUGAGGUUGUUUAUGGACAUGAAUCGUCGUGGCUAUGAAGUUAACCUUGCUACUUUCAUUGUUGCAGUGAGUUCGUGUUUGGGAUAUGAAAGGAUUGUCUAUGUUCAGGCAAUUAAGCGAGGUUUUGGAUUGGAUCCAAUGGUGCAAAAUGCACUUUUGGAUGGUCUGAUCAAGGGGGGAGCAGUCAUGGAAGCUCGAUGGUUUUUUGAUAAGAUGCAUGAGAGAAGUGUUGUUUCGUGGACAACAAUCAUAUCGGGCUUUUGUCAGUUGGGCCUUGAUUUAGAUGCACUUGAGUUCUUUAAAAUGAUGUGUUCAGAAAGAGUUCAUCCUAAUUGUUUCACUUUCUCUUGCAUUUUGAAGGCUUGUGGAAGUUUAGCUGGUUUGGAGCAAGGUAGAUGCAUCCAUGGGUGUUGUAUAAAGCAUGGGAUCUUUGAUGAGGAAUUCACAAAGAGCUCUCUUUUAGACAUGUAUGCAAAAUGUGGAGCAUUGGAGGAGAGUUAUAGAUUGUUUGAUGAGUUUCAUAAUAGAGACAUUGUCUCUUGGAAUACAAUUAUUGUGGGAUGUGCCCGGCAUGGGUAUGGUGGUGAGGCUCUAAAAUUGUUGGAAAGAAUGGAGGAGUGUGGUGUCAAGCCAAAUCAUGUGACAUACAUUUCUUUGUUAUGGGCUUGUAGCCAUUGUGGGCUUGUUGAUGAUGGGGUCCGCAUCUUUGAGUCAAUGACCCAUAAGCAUGGUAUCAUCCCAUCCAUGGAACACUAUGCAUGCAUGGUUGAUAUGUUUGGUAGGGCCGGGACGCUAGAUAGAGCGAAAUGCUUGAUUGAUAGAAUGCCGUUUGAGCCUGAUUUAUUGAUAUGGAAGACAUUUUUAGCGUUUUGUAAGCUUCCUGGGGAUGCACAGCUAGCACAACUUGCUAGCGACCAUGUUUUUAGGAUGGAAGGUCAAGAUAAUGCAACAUGUGUACUUAUGUCCAAUAUAUAUUCCGAACUUGGCAUGUGGGAUGAUGUCGAGAAGGUGAGGAACAAAAUGAGAGAUGAAGGAAAGAGGAAGGAACCUGGGGUGAGUUGGGUGCAAAUUAAAGACACGUCAUGGGCAUCAUCAACGUAUGAAUGA